AUGGAAAGCGAAAUCACAUCCCGAAUAGGUGUAUUCUGCGAAGAUCUUGAGCGACAUAGGAACAUUCUCGUAUCGCAGUCGAGGCACAUGAAGAGCUUCAAUUGCGAUUUCGCGAGCGAGGCUAGAGCGGUAUCUAUGGCGAACGGCGGCCACGGCAUCGCCGUCAACGGGGUAAGCGCUCCAGGUUCGGGCACUUUGUCGCGCGAGGAGAGACGCAGGCGAAGAAGAGCCACCCAGAAGUAUCGAACCGCACAUGCCACUCGGGAAAGAGUCAGAGUGGAAGCUUUCAACUCGGCGUUCGCGGAAUUGCGAAAAUUGCUGCCGACAUUGCCACCGGACAAGAAGCUCUCAAAAAUCGAGAUCCUUCGACUGGCAAUCUGCUAUAUCGCUUAUCUAAAUCAUGUCCUCCAAGCUUGAACUUGUGCGUAUCUCGAUGAACGAAAAUGAAGAACCUGAAACAGUCACGAUGAUUAAUUUAUUCCAAUUGUGGAUAAAACGAACAAUCAUUUCUCUAAAAUUAAAAAAAAAAGAAUAUUUACUUAAUUAUAUUAUAAAAGUAGAGAAAUUUUAGCACACAAUUAAAAACAUAAAACACUGAAAAGGUAACAGAAAAGUUUAAUAUAUAGUUUUUAUUUUGUGACAAGAACAAUAAGACAACAAUAAAA
Molecule: messenger RNA, 665 nt
Organism: Cataglyphis hispanica
Lineage: Eukaryota; Metazoa; Arthropoda; Insecta; Hymenoptera; Formicidae
Product: helix-loop-helix protein 1-like
Exons: 3
Coding region: 1-417 (138 amino acids)
Biological process (GO): regulation of transcription by RNA polymerase II
Molecular function (GO): DNA-binding transcription factor activity, RNA polymerase II-specific; protein dimerization activity; RNA polymerase II cis-regulatory region sequence-specific DNA binding
Source: RefSeq, a predicted model, not a curated record